Messenger RNA from Vigna umbellata (rice bean), 1186 nucleotides. Its product is annotated as Pathogenesis-related thaumatin superfamily protein. The record is from RefSeq and is a predicted model, not a curated record. NCBI's taxonomy places the organism in Eukaryota, Viridiplantae, Streptophyta, Magnoliopsida, Fabales, Fabaceae.
AAUAUGCAUGCCUUUUGUUGCUUAAUUUGAUUCACAUUCCUUCUUUCCGCACGUAUUCUUUUUCCACCAUUCUUUUAUAUUCACAUCUCCUAAUCACAUAUCAUCAUCACCUUGCUUAACCCCUUCACACACAAAUUACUAACAUGGCGUUUCAUCCUCAAACCAUCUUUCCAAUCACUUUCCUUCUUGCAAUACUUUUAUCAGGGCAAAAACCAUGCGAGAGCGCCAGAGUUUUCACCAUCGUCAACUACUGCAAGGAGACACUGUGGCCGGCGGUGAUGCCGGGAGAAAAAUUCAACGGCGGCGGUUUCGUCCUCAAACCGGGCCAAUCCGAGGUAUUCACCGCCCCGGUCAGUUGGAGCGGGCGCAUUUGGGCUCGAACCGGUUGCAGAUUCGACCAGAACGGAAACGGCCAGUGCCAAACCGGUUCAUGCGGCACCACGCUGAAAUGUUCGGCCUCGGGAAAAACUCCCGCUUCACUCGCGGAAUUCACACUCGCGCAACCCGACUUCUACGACGUUAGCCUCGUGGACGGCUUCAACGUCCCCAUCUCCAUUAGGCCCAUUAACGGAAAGGGAAACUGCUCUUCCGCGGGGUGCGACUCCGACCUCAGAGCUACUUGCCCUAACGAACUGUCCGUUAAGGCUAACGGGAAGACGGUUGGGUGCCGUAGCGCGUGUGACGUGUUUAACACGGACGAGUAUUGCUGCAGAGGGAAUUUUGGGAACCCCUCGACUUGCAAACCCACAUUUUAUUCGAAGAAGUUUAAGGAAGCUUGUCCCACUUCUUACAGUUAUGCCUACGAUGAUCCAACCAGCAUCUUCACUUGUUCAGGAACUGAUUAUGUCAUAGCCUUCUGCUCCUCCAGGAAACGACAGGUAUGCACGUACCAUAGCAACAAGCUUCACUGCAGUGGAUCACAAGGGUUGAAAUCGUUGAUCGGAAGGUGGUGCAUCGUAAUGAUAACUCUGUUUUCGGUUCUUAGUUUAUGGAAUGGAUUCUAGUCCUAACCAUUAUCAAAGUUGAUUAAUCCCACUAAGAGCUCCAUUAAGUUUAAUGCAUUUGAUGAGUCUGUGUAAAUGAAACCAGUUUUUUAAUUAUUUUUUUUUCUCUUUGAGGAUGUUAAUUACGUAUACCCCGUGUACGUGUUUAUUCUAUUGUAUACGGGAAGGUGUUAUUUUAAUAA